Molecule: messenger RNA, 228 nt
Organism: Colletotrichum lupini
Lineage: Eukaryota; Fungi; Ascomycota; Sordariomycetes; Glomerellales; Glomerellaceae
Exons: 2
Coding region: 1-228 (75 amino acids)
Source: RefSeq, a predicted model, not a curated record
AUGAAAAUCUCCAUAGCAGCUCCUGUCCUCCCCUUCAUGACCGGCGUCACCGCUGACUCCGCGCCUGACGGCGCCCUCCUCGCCCAGCGCGAGAUCUACCCCGCCUGCGCGCCAUGCAACAACGGGCGCGAGCCUCCUUCCCCUAUCGAAGCGAACUGGAGCGGGUACGCUCUUUGCUGCAACAACUUUGGACCCAACCCUCCUCUGUACACUGGCUGUUGCGUUUGA